UUGAAUGAAUUAAUUUUAACCGACGACUCUCAAGCGUAUCUUCAGCGACAGCUUUUAAAACUGAAGAACUCGGACACAAGAAUUAUCCUACUUUAUGCUUCCACGAAAGAAGCUCGUCACAUCAUGACGGCUGCGGCUAACGUGUCCCUGACAAGUCCUCGCUACAUGUGGCUGGUCACCCAAGCAACCGUGGAGCGACUGGAGAGGAAGGCGUCAGCCGAGUUCCCAGAGGGAAUGAUUGGCAUCCAGUUCCUGGCAGACGCCACGGCCAUGUCCAUGAUGAUAAAAUCCGCCUCUCAGCUCUGGGUGAACGCCCUGAAGACGAUUGCCGAUGAAGGGGUUCCCAGAGAGAAGCUCAAUACCAUCAAGCCAAACAUGUCCUGCUCCACAUCGGCACCUCUCUACUGGAAGGACGGCAAAAACUUCUUCCAAUAUUUAAAAAAUGCCACCGUGCGGCCGGCAAGACGCGGUGACCCUGAGGUCAGCUUUGACGAGAAUGGUCUUCUGAAAUACACAAGCGUUAACAUCACAAACCUGAAAGCGGACAGAUAUUGGGCACCGAUCGGUACGUGGGACAAGGACGGGCUUAUCCUGAACGACAUCACUUGGCCUGGGGGUAGAAAAUCACCUCCUUCUGGCAAGCCUUCCAAAUACCACCUUCGUGUUAUGACCUUAGAGGAAGAACCGUACGUUACAUAUAAUGAGAUGGAGCCGGACGGAACGUGUGGCAAACGGAAAGCAUUCAAAUGUAGGACCUGGAUAAGACACGGAAAACCUGGGGAGGCUGACUACUACACCAACGGUACGAAGAUGAUGUGCUGUACGGGGCUGGCAAUGGACCUACUUGGAAUGCUGAACCGUUCCCUCGGUUUCGACUUCACUUUGUUUGACGUGGAGGAUGGGCUCUGGGGUGGAGAAAACAGGGAAACUAAAGAAUGGAAUGGCCUUGUGAAAGCAUUGAUGGACGACAAGGCUGACAUUGUAGUUACCUCUCUUAAAAUAACGCCUGAGCGGAACCAGAAGGUGGAGUUUUCGGUGCCGUAUCUGGAGACUGGAAUCACCAUCAUUGUUGGUAUCAGGGACGGUGCCAUUUCUGCCACAGCCUUUCUAGAGCCGUAUGACUUCCCAGCGUGGUGUUUAAUUCUAGUGUUUAGUGUUCAUGCCAUCGGAGCGUCUAUUUUCAUUUUUGAGUGGCUAAGCCCCCAAGGCCUCAAUCAAGGGAAAACAGCAAAGAGAGGCCUUGCUGACAAGCCCACCAGCGAGCACAAGUUCUCGUUGUUUCGCUCCUUCUGGCUUAUCUGGUCGAUGCUGUUCCAAGCCACAGUGACCGUGGACAACCCUCGCGGCGUCUCCAGCCGCUUCUUGGCGAACGUUUGGGCGCUGUUCGCAUUGGUCUUCCUGGCCAGUUACACAGCUAACCUCGCCGCCUUCAUGAUCACUAAGGAAGAGUACUGGGAUUUGAGCGGCAUUACCGACCUUAGGAUCAAGAAUCCGUAUGUGACAAAGCCCCCAUUCCGGUUCGCGACGGUUCCGUACGGAAGCACAGAGACUAAUCUCAUUAACAAUCAUUACGAGGUGUACCAGUACAUGAAGAAGUUCAACAAGAGCAGUGUCAACGAGGGUAUAGAAGCCGUCAAGACAAGUUCCAUUGACGCGUUCAUCUAUGACGCCACGGUGCUGGAAUACCGAGCUGGCAAGGACAAAGACUGUAAGCUGAGGACUGUUGGCGACUGGUACGCCCGCACCGGUUACGGCGUGGCCUUUCCCUAUGGCUCGAAGUGGAUCGACCCUAUCAAUCAAGUGAUCCUCCAGCUUCAGGCAGAUGGCGAACUUGAGCGGCUACAGCGGUUCUGGAUGGCGGGCGCCUGCUCCAAGACCAAGAAGAAAGGAGAAAAAAGUCAUAAACUGGGAAUACCGAACUUCACCAGCGCCUUUAUCCUACUUUUAGUCGGCAUGUUGCUGGGGGCCAUUCUCCUCACAAUGGAACACUCCUACUUUAAAUUCGGUCGUGGGUGUUUACGGAAAUGGGACAAGUGUGGCUGUUGUGGUUUGGUCAGCUUGAGUAUGGGAAAAUCUCUAACUUUUGAACAGUCAGUCAUGGAGGCCAUAGCUUUCCACAAAACUCACAAAUGUAAGGAUGCCAGGUGUGAGACACAGCUGUGGAAGGUUAGGCAUGAGUUGGAUCUAGCGCUCCUCAAGAUUGACCGUCUGCAGGAGACACUGGCAGACAGCGGCUUGAAAACAGAUAGACGUGCCGUGUGGAGACUGGAGAACGCCGACGGGGAAGGAAGGCGGCCUAAUCGGAGGCUUCAGCCUAACGGGAUGACGCGGCUUGAAGGGGAUCCCAGCCAAGUCGGGGAGUCCUCCCAGGCCCGGUCCCUAUCCUCCGCUGAGGACAUAGAAGGUAGCAGAGACUCGCCUCACAAGCUUGACUACACACCGGGCACGUGGCCCGUACGCCGUUCGCCCAGCUACACGUCAGCCAUGCUGGGCGCUGAGCGUAAUAAGUCCCCAACCAAGGUGCGUUACCAUAACGGUAACUAUUACGUGGAGGUGGACGAUAACAUGGAAAUGGAAACAGUCUUGUGACAGUAGGACAGGCAACUUCCGGAACCAAACGGGUGUGCGUCUGACGCAGUGGAUUACCAAGGACUAGUUUACCUGCACUCAAGACGUUAAACUGACACGGCCAUUAAUUCUUUCUCAUUGAAUACAUCGAAAUCAUCCUGGCCGUGCAAUAUACUGCCCAUCUCAUCCAAUCAUGUUGCUCAUACUAAACAAUUCUACAGGUUUGACCAAAGUGGCCACGCCUCACCAGAAGAGCUUCCAGGACCAACAAGCUGUGAUUUGUGUAUAUGUCAUAAGGCUUCCGACUUUUCUCACAUCAGACCCCCGAUUUCUUUUUGAUGACGAUGCCUGUGUCUGUUGUAGACUGUGGCAGGAGAAUGUGUAUGAUAAGCUGUUACGUCCAAUCUGUCACCAUCAUGACCCCAACACCAUGGAGCAAGUCUUCAGGGCAGUGGUUCUUCCAUCCUAUGAGGGAUAUAUACAUGCCAUCUUUUGUAAAUUACUUUAGGUAUCAUAUAUAGUAAUGGCGCUUGCCAGAUUGUGUACUCAUGCGCAGAGCCCUCGACACUUUAGUAUCACUGAACUUGCAGUCAUCAGUAGUUUUUGGCAAACGCCAGAAGUGUCAACAAAGUCUAAGCUAGAUACUAAUGCAAUUACACUUGUGCGUGAGAGUAAUUCAGCGCCACUGACGCAGGACAAGACAAAUACGGGCUCGUGCUGCAUUGUUUCUUGUCGUGCUGCUCACCAUCAGCUCUCAUGAUGUGACGUCGUGGCUGUGACAACACAGAACAGUUGCUUGACACUUGCCACUGUUGCUGUGACACUACGAAUGAGCACGGGACGCUUAGCUAUUGUGACAAGACUACGGCAACCCAAACUGCGUGACACUUGUGGCUGUGACAACGCUGAUAUGCGGGGCUUAACCAUUGUGACUGACGACAUGAACAACACGUAGUGCUUAGCAAUGAUAGCUGUGACCACACUGAUGACCAUGUGGAACUUAGCCAUUGUCGCUGUCACAAAAGUGUAACAGUCAUUGUUUUGAGUUAGAGCGCAGUACCGGUAGAUGGUGACACAGUAAUUGGUGUCCACGAUGCUUACUCAGCAGACGUGCUAACUACGUCUUUUGGUGUCACUUACAUGUACAUAGGGCAUAUAUGCCGAGCUUCAAACAUGAGAUUGUGAGGACAUCCACCAUCUAAAAUCGUUUUACCCGUACAGGUGUUCGCAUUCUCGGUCAUUCACACCAUGGACAGGGGCUAUGGGUGAGAGGCACGCUAUCAGGUGCAUGUUGGGCAUUCAAUUUCCAGUAGAGACGUUUUACAUGUACCUGUAUUAUUUUUCUCAGACAUAUACGCCAUGCAGACCUUGUAAUUUAGAAAUAAUGGACUGCAGUGGAUUUACCGUGUUAUCAUACAUGAUCUGAAAUGCGCUACCAGCGAUCAGUGUUCACCUUGAUGCUAACGGAGGUCCAGUGAACAAGCGCAGGGCUGUGUAUCAUGUGACGACUGGGGUAGAUAUGUAUGAUUGCGGCCAGGUUUGAUACAUACCAUCUUAAUAGAAAGUGAGCGUUUCCUUUCCUAAGUGAAUAAGCCUUCGGAUUAAGUAAUAGACCUAUUCGUUGGUCAUUAAAUAUUACAGUUUCCAGAAUUAUUUCCUGGUUAGAAAUAUUGUUUUUUUAUCAACUAUAAGGACAGUUUCUUAUAUAGUCAGGAGGUAUGUUCAUCAUAAUUGCAUGAAUGGAUGCGGAAAAUCUGAAUUGAUUGGAAUGAUCUGUGUAGACUAGAUUCUGUAUUGCUCAUACACUAAGGCCAGCUGUACCAUUCGAAUGGAAUUGAUAAUAUUCAGUAACUUAUCUCAAUAACGUUGUAAAAAUAACAUUUGAGAUAUUUGGUCAUUGUGUAUGUAAGGGGAGAGUUUGUGAUUCAGCAAGUAUUUUCAUUCUCAGAUAAUAUUGUCUUGCUGUUAUACUGUAAAUAAGUUAGAUGCAUACAGACAUUAUUUGGCACCGUGCAAAUUAGCUCCCAGUCGCACUCAAGGCGUUUUUGGUGGCCGCUUAAAGUACCUCCAUUCAGUUUGUAUUUGUAACCCUUCAAACUAGCUCUCUGCCGCGUUCCUUCUGUGUUUGGCACCGUUCAAACUAGCUCUCCGCUGCGUUCAGUCUGUAUUUGGCACCGUUCAAACUAGCUCUCUGCCGCGUUCAUUCUGUAUUUGGCACCGUUCAAACUAGCUCUCUGUCGCCUUCAGUCUGUGUUUGGCACCGUUCAAACUAGCUCUCUGUCGCCUUCAGUCUGUAUUUGGCACAGUUCAAACUAGCUCUCUGCCGCGUUCAGUCUGUAUUUGGCACAGUUCAAACUAGCCCUCUGCCGCGUUCCUUCUGUAUUUGGCGCAGUUCAAACUAGCUCUCUGCCGCCUUCAGUCUGUAUUUGGCACAGUUCAAACUAUCUCACUGUCGCGUUCAUUCUGUAUUUGGCACCCUUCAAACUAGCUCUUUGUCGCAUUCAGUCUGUAUUUGGCACCCUUCAAACUAGCUCUCCGCCACGCUCAGCCUGUAUUUGGCACCAUUCACACUAGGUCUUUGUCGCGUUCAUCUUGUAUUUGGCACCGUUCUAACUAGCUCUCCGCUGAGUUCAGUUUGUAUUUGGCAGUAUCUGUGUACACUCAAUCAGUAUGCUUUUAAUGAGACAUGGAUCUGGCUUGACUGACGCCAAAUACUGGCUAGACGUGCCAAGCAGUCAUUUCAGUCCAUACUUAAUACUGCUUUUAUGCCACAAUAAGUUAGCAUGAUACUGUGACCACAGACAAGCUUUACCACCCCAGCUUACUGUUCUUCAGUCACCGAGGACCAGUUUAAAAAUGUAAAAUACCAUGGUUUCAGGAUUCGUGAAGAUUGGGCAGGCGAAAGAUAGGAUGUUUUGUAGUCGCAUCAAGGAAGCAACAGAAGGUCAGUUUGACCCAAGUAAAAGACUGUAACCAUAAGCUGGUUUGAUUACACUGUGAUCAUCUGGGCCACGUGCAGAAUAUAGCAUUAUCUAUGGUAUAGUGUGUUAUGUUGAUUUAGACAAGCCCCCUUCUGUUCCACCACGCCGUUCUCGCUGAAACGGGUUGUAUAUGUUAUGAUAUACACAUUACACUUGGCUGUUUACAGGGAAUCAAAAAAAAAAAGAAUACUCCAGUACCCUUCAUAUUGACACAGUUUAGGGAUUCCUUCGACCUGUGACUUAGACAGCGGAAGGGCUCGACACUGGACUUAUACACAGAGAGUAUAAAGUUCUCGCCUCCGGACUUGUCAUAGAGACAGCGUGUAACGCUUGUUUCUGCACUAGUCACGGAGAAGGCUCAUAGUGCUCGCCUCUGGACGCAGUCAGUGUAAAGCGAUCCCCUCUGGACACAGAGACAGCAUGUUCUCGCCGCUGGACGUCACGGAGACAGCAUGAAGCGCUCGCCUUUGGACUUGUGAUGCAGACGGCGUGAAACGCUCUCUUUCGAACUUGAGACGCAGAAGUAAAACGCUCCCUUCUGGGCUUGCGAAGACGACUUGUAACUCGUGAAAUUUGGUUUGUGUUGGACAGAAAUAAGAUGUCCAGUUUGGGGAAUGGCGGUUUAAUGCUGUGUCAAAAACUGUAUACUUUUUGCCAUAUGACUAAACCUUUAACUCUGACCAUAUAUUUGGCUGCUGUGUGUGUGUAUGAGUCAGAACAACUACAUGUAGACUUCUCUGUCCAGUGUCAGUACAGGAUAUGUAUAUAUGUCCAAGUGACCAUCUACCAUAAUUAUACUAAAUUAAACUUUCUAUUCCCUCCCUGUUUUUGAUUCACUUAUUGAAACUUUUGACAUUUACAAGUAUAUCAUGAUAAAUAUGCCAUUUUCUUUGUUUGCUUGUCGUUAAGAACAAUUACCUGUACAUUGUGCUCUCUCAGCUCAUGAAAGUUAUAUGGUUUUAUGUUACUUUGAUUUACUCGCUGAAAUGGGGCAUUUUUAUUUAUUAUUUGAUUUCAUGUCUUGCCGUUUUGACGCCAUUUUCAAGCAAUAAAACGAGUAACAACAGAU
Molecule: messenger RNA, 6618 nt
Organism: Liolophura sinensis
Lineage: Eukaryota; Metazoa; Mollusca; Polyplacophora; Chitonida; Chitonidae
Product: glutamate receptor ionotropic, NMDA 2A-like
Exons: 15
Coding region: 124-2589 (821 amino acids)
Cellular component (GO): membrane
Molecular function (GO): ligand-gated monoatomic ion channel activity
Source: RefSeq, a predicted model, not a curated record